Molecule: messenger RNA, 1464 nt
Organism: Cryptosporidium muris RN66
Lineage: Eukaryota; Apicomplexa; Conoidasida; Eucoccidiorida; Cryptosporidiidae
Exons: 1
Coding region: 1-1464 (487 amino acids)
Biological process (GO): mRNA splicing, via spliceosome
Cellular component (GO): U4/U6 x U5 tri-snRNP complex
Source: RefSeq, a predicted model, not a curated record
AUGGAGGACUCUCAAAAUAAUAAUAAACUAAAGGGAUCUAGAUCUCGCUGGGAUGAGAAAAGUGAUAAAGAGAGAAUAUCUACUAGUUUAGCCACAAGUGCAGCUCAAGAAGCCCUAGAAAAGGCAAGAAGAGCAGCUCUUGUACAACUACAAAUUCAGCAACAGCUGGCAGCUUUAAGAAAAAACAAUUUUUCAAACUCAGAAACCCCAUUAUUAAAUCCAAAAGAUGAACCGUACAGGAUUAGUGGACUUGAGCGUGAAUCAGAUGGAGAGAAUCAAACUGUGUCUGUAAAGCCUCUGGUACUAUCAACUCUUAAAGUUAACAUGAAUAUAGAGAGAACUAGGAAAUUUAAAAAAGAGGUACUAGAUUCAGCUAAUAAUAAGUCUGGUAAAUUUAUUGAAGAUCUUACUGGAUAUGAUCCGACCUUAAUAACAAAAAAAAAGACUAAGAAAGGUCUACGCUUUAUAAAAGCUGGCACAUUUACUCAAAGAGAAGAAGCAGAACAAGAAUCAGUAAAUAGAAAAAAAAAGAGGAGUUUAAGAGGAAAUAAUGAAAUGUGCUAUUUGAAUGAUAUAGAUAUAUUGUCAAGGAAACCUAUACCUGAAUUUGAAUCCUGGGACUUACAAUUUAUAAAAAGGAAGAAUAGUGAAUAUAGUGAAGAGUUCCCAUUUGAAAUAUUAUAUUCAAAAAUAACAAAUCUAAUAGAACAUCCAGUCCCUAUAGAACCUUAUUAUGACCCUGAUACUGCAGCAGUCCCUCUUGUUACUCUUACACCUGCUGAAAGAGCCAAACUACGUCGACGUAGGAGACAAGAAAAAGAACAAGAGAAACAGGAUAGAAUUCGAAUGGGACUAGAACCUCCACCUCCACCCAAAAUAAAGUUAUCGAAUCUAUUAAAUGUAUAUGGAGAUAGAGCUGUUUUAGAUCCCUCAAAUAUUGAACAACAAAUUAGAAAGCAAAUGGAGGAACGAGUUAAGGCACAUGAACAACGAAAUUUAGCUAGACAACUAACACCUGAAGAGAGAAGUAAAAAAAAUGCAGAGAAGUGGCAAAUGAAACCAUCAGAUAGUGUGGUAUUUUGUGCAAUUUUCCAUGUUGAAAAGUUGUUUUAUAAGCGUUACAUAUUUAAGAUAGAUAGAAAUGCUAAAGAUUGCCAUUUAACAGGAUGUUGUGUUGUAAAUUCUAGUGGACCAUCAAUUAUAUAUAUAGAAGGUAGCCAAAAGUCCAUUAAGUUCUAUAAAAAUCUUAUGCUAAGGAGAAUAAAGUGGGAUGAACCCUCUGAUUGUGAAGCAACUUCCUGUAAUAUAGUAUGGGAAGGUACUGAGAAAUCACAGUUAUUUAAAUCAUGGAAACUAUAUUAUUGUCAUUCUAGCAGUGACGCUUAUAGUUUUUUCUCAAAUAAUAAUGUUCUUCAUCUUUGGGAUAUAUCUCAAAGCUUUAAAAUUAAGAGUACUGAUAUCUAG